ACCGGAAGGGAGGCGGGGCGGCGGCGGCGCGCGCCCCCGGAACGUGCGCACCGCCGGCGGCGCGGGUCGCUGGGAGCCGGUCCGCCUCCUGAACGCGAGCCGCUGGGUGCGAGCGGAGGCCGUCACCAUGAACACGGUGCUGUCACGGGCCAACUCGCUGUUCGCCUUCUCGCUGAGCGUGAUGGCGGCGCUCACCUUCGGCUGCUUCAUCACCACCGCCUUCAAAGACAGGAGCGUCCCGGUGCGGCUCCACGUCUCGCGGAUCAUGCUAAAAAACGUGGAAGACUUCACUGGACCUAGAGAAAGAAGUGAUCUGGGAUUCAUUACAUUUGAUAUAACUGCUGAUCUUGAGAACAUAUUUGAUUGGAAUGUUAAGCAGUUAUUUCUUUACUUAUCAGCUGAGUAUUCAACAAAAAAUAAUGCUCUGAACCAAGUUGUCCUCUGGGACAAGAUUGUUCUGCGAGGUGAUAACCCGAAGCUGCUGCUGAAAGACAUGAAAACAAAGUAUUUUUUCUUUGAUGAUGGAAAUGGUCUCAAGGGAAACAGGAAUGUCACUUUGACCCUGUCUUGGAAUGUCGUACCAAAUGCUGGAAUUCUACCUCUUGUGACAGGAUCAGGACAUGUGUCUGUCCCAUUUCCAGAUACAUAUGAAAUAACGAAGAGUUAUUAAAUUAUUCUGAAUUUGAAACAAAAUAUUUUUAUACUUAA
Messenger RNA from Ochotona princeps (American pika), 708 nucleotides. It is a transcript of the gene SPCS3, whose product is annotated as signal peptidase complex subunit 3. Bases 128 to 670 code for a protein of 180 amino acids. Gene Ontology annotation, biological process: protein targeting to ER. The record is from RefSeq and is a predicted model, not a curated record. The transcript has 5 exons. Gene Ontology annotation, cellular component: membrane; signal peptidase complex. Lineage: Eukaryota; Metazoa; Chordata; Mammalia; Lagomorpha; Ochotonidae.